AUGAUUAGCCAGUUCCAUGAAUUUGCUCGCAGCAAAACUGCGCCGCGUCCUGAAAGCCCGUUCAGCAAUUUUGAUGCGUCAUUUGUCCCAUUCCCCGAUUAUUUGAGGUCCCCAUCACGCGGCCACGGGCUGAAUGAGACGGGUACCACGCCCGCCACCCCCUCGAAAUCAUUGCACCGACAAACGCGACUGACAGAGAUCACCGAUCGUCUGGUGGGGGUUGAGAAACAAGUGGAACAAAAAACCUUUGCGCAGUUACAAGCCGAAACAUCCCGAAUCGUCGCCUUUAGAGAAGCUCUCAAUGGGUUGGAGAAGAAGGUGGACAACGAAGUGAGGGAUCGGAUGGAGAGCCACAAAAUCAUCACAUCGGAAUUCGAGACACAGCUGCAUGGCGUCAACACAAAAGUACAGCUGUAUUGCACAGAAAAGCUAGAGCAGUUGAAAGACGUAGUUCGUAGCGUCGAUGAGCGCAUGGCGAAUAUGUAUUCACGAAUUGAAGCACUCGAGGACGACACGGUGGUGGAGAACCUGAAGAAGGAAAUAGCCGAGUGUCAUAAAGAUAUCAGCGAUCUAAAGAACCGACUGCCGGAGCUAGCCGAGCAAAGGAGCAAUGCGUUUAUGGAAAAACUGGUUGACGUAGAGCGCUCGGUCUCCCUGAAAUUCGAAGACGAGCGCAUCAAGCGGUCUAAACGAUUAGACGAAUUGACUGCGGAUGCAGUCUCACUUCAAAAAGCUCUGCAGGAGAAAUCACAAGCCUUUCAGAAAGCUGUAACAAAUCAAAUGGACGAACUGCGGACAGCCAUUGAGUCUGAGCGGUCGGCGCGCGAACAAGCUGAUGAUGACAUCGUACUUGCACUGAACCAGUACACGGUGGCUCUCCAUGACGCGCUGCUGAAGACAGCUCACGUAGAAUAG
This is a messenger RNA of Gregarina niphandrodes, 915 nucleotides long. RefSeq names its product putative SF-assemblin. Lineage: Eukaryota; Apicomplexa; Conoidasida; Eugregarinorida; Gregarinidae. Bases 1 to 915 code for a protein of 304 amino acids. The record is from RefSeq and is a predicted model, not a curated record. Gene Ontology annotation, molecular function: structural constituent of cytoskeleton. The transcript has 3 exons.